This is a messenger RNA of Drosophila innubila, 231 nucleotides long. RefSeq lists its product as uncharacterized. The annotation marks the transcript as partial. NCBI's taxonomy places the organism in Eukaryota, Metazoa, Arthropoda, Insecta, Diptera, Drosophilidae. The transcript has 3 exons. The record is from RefSeq and is a predicted model, not a curated record.
CUAUAUACAUAUAUUACUUGGUUCUUAUUUAUUAAUUAUUUAUUGAUUGCGAACUUAAGAGAAAAAACAAAGAAGAAAAAAGUAUAUGGAGAAGAAGUAAAAAUGGUGAUCGAUAAUUAUAAUUAUAAUCAUGAAAAGCUAAAGGCUGAACGAUUUUUUGGAUCUCAGUAUGCUUACAACUUGCGGAAUAAAAGUGAUAAUUUUGGUAUUAAAUUGUUGGAGGAUCGAUAA